CUGGAUCUUGAUGGCAAACUCCCUCUCUCUCUCGUCACACACUGGUCGUCCCGCUGGCUUCUCCAGCGCCGGCCCUCGCGUCGUCAAUGGCACUCGCGGGCAUGUCCGCGACUUGCGACAAGAUCAACAAGAUCAACAAACCCCGACUCUUUGCACGAUGCUUGACCUCAUUUUGAUCUAACACGUCAAUCCUGCGAUGCCUACGAGACACCGAGCUGUUCCCGGAGAUUACAAGCCGAAGACCUCUAGGCUGAAUCUAGAGAAUACCCUUCCGAUAGACCUGAGUCUCGCAAAAGAGCCUUCUCAGCUUCUCAGCUUGGGGUCCGGCAAUUACUAUACCUUUACGAUGACCCUUGAGGAAAAGAUUCAACAGGAUGCGUUCAUUCGUACGAACACUAUCCACCUUGCUCAUGCGUUCGACUUGCAUCGUGCUGCUCUCAAUCCUACCAAGGAUCUCGUCGUACUCCAUCGAAAUUUAACCGCAACAGAUAUGACAAAACGACAAAUGGCCAAACUCGCGCAACCUUUGUUUGGACGACGAGCUCCCAUGAUGCCCGUCAUGAAGCGCAAGGUGAUGACCAAAUUCAAGGGAAAGGGUCUCGAGAUACAAGAGGACGAAGACGAGACGGCAGGAGGCAUAUGUCUUGGUCUCUGGCGAUCCAUUGCAGAUGACUCAGCCAAUGAUGCAGCGGGCCCCUCCGUGACGCCGCCAAUAUGGGAGGUAGAUGUGAUCGGGAAGCAGCUCCUUGGUAUGACAUGGAACGACGAAGGCACGCUCCUAUCGGUCCUUCUGUCGUGCAACCCAAAGGUCCGCUCCGAUGACUCUUCGUUAUUGAAGCUGGUCCACCUCUCUCUUCAAGACGGCAGCACCGUGGACGUCUCGUACAUAAGACUAGAGAAUAGCCCUGGCUUCGAUUCGCCCGUCGAGAUGUUUUGGUCAAGCCAACUUUCCGUGAUAGAGACGCGAGACAGGCUGAGGGAUAUGCUGGAGUCUCUUCCAGAACCCGACCGUGUAGAUGAAUACCUUCCAGCAGGGCACACCACACUCAAUCAUAAUAGGUCUACAGUAGUGACGAAGCCUGCGUCAGCUCAUCCACCAUACCAUCCUGUAUUGGCUUCUUUCCCGGCUUGCUGCAAAGGGGUUGUCAGUACGAAGCUUCUGUGCGUACCGGCUCUCGCUGGGACGAACGGCGUUGGAGUUAGCUUCAUAGGCGGUGCCUUUCCUUUGCCAUAUGUGCCGGAAACACGCCAAGUAAGCUUCAACAGGAUGCUACUGGAGCGCGACACAGGGCAAUCCAGCAGAAGCGUACGCACAUCAAGUACCAGACUCACAGCCGACGAGAUCAAAGUGGCCGAUGCUAGCACCGCUACAAAAACCUACCUGAACACCGUCUUACAAGGCAUACAAACCUGUCAAGGCAUCUGGAGAGACGACAUCGAUAAAGAGCGCGUGCGAUGGCUGGACGAAUUAGGAGACGCUGCCAGGAACCAUGGUACAAAGUUCAAGGCGGCACAUGCGGACCUCACGCGGCUUUUGAUGACUGGACGUUCGGGCGAAGCAGUAGCUCAGUUCUUGGGAGGCAGGAUCACAGACAAGGUACAGUGUUUCUCGUCUCUGUACUCCAGCCCCCUCGUCAAUUUUAGGUCUAAAGCGGACCUCUGUAGACUCUAAGUGCUUGGGAGGCUACGCAGCGCUCGGCUGUAACUCGGAUACAAGACACGAUCAACUACAGCAUAGUACCGGCUUGCGAAAGGAUUAUCCUAGUGAUAGAAUCUCUAAUAGGAAUGUCUGCAGCAUCCGAGUCGAAGAAUUUGAACUUGGACAUCGCUCGUCUCAAGAAAUCCUUGAGAUGGGCGAAAUAUAUGGCUAUCAGAGCGGCUGACCUUGAUGUCGUACUGGGCGAAGAAGCCAAGCGUUUCCGUGAAUUUGCAAGAUGGCUCAAAUAUG
Messenger RNA from Filobasidium floriforme, 1948 nucleotides. RefSeq lists its product as uncharacterized. The record is from RefSeq and is a predicted model, not a curated record. The transcript is spliced from 6 exons. Bases 197 to 1672 code for a protein of 491 amino acids. NCBI's taxonomy places the organism in Eukaryota, Fungi, Basidiomycota, Tremellomycetes, Filobasidiales, Filobasidiaceae.